Oldenlandia corymbosa var. corymbosa is the source of this 1467-nucleotide messenger RNA. The record is from the annotation of a GenBank genome assembly. NCBI's taxonomy places the organism in Eukaryota, Viridiplantae, Streptophyta, Magnoliopsida, Gentianales, Rubiaceae.
AUGGUCGAGGCGUAUGGCGGCUCCCCGGAAUGGAAACCGGACUUUUUGUUUGUAAAGGCGCCCUCGAGUUAUUGCUUGCCAUGGAAUCUCCGAGAGACAGAGGGUCUCGGGGCCAUAAAGGAUGAAUGGACCCAAGAGGAUGAAAGAGAAGGUGAUACGGUCAACGUCGAGGGUGCAACCAGAAUUCCUCUCGAAACUUCUGUUGAAGAAAAUCAAGAUCCUUUUGUCAUUGUGAAUUCAAAUGGGGAUGUUACUAUCACUGCUGCGCCUCAGAAGAAGAAGAAGAAAAGGAUCGUAAAGGUGAGUGAUAGGGCGAAAUCCAAGAAAGCUAAAACGGAUGUGCCCUCGAAGGAGACCACGCAGCCGGAAAAGGGCAAAGGCCCCCUCGAGGGAGAAGCAAUAAUCUUGGCCCCUCAACUGUUCGAGGGAGGCCCGUCUGUGGCAAUACACACCUUUAGCAACCCACUGUCAAUCGAGUGUCCUGUCCUUGAGGAAUUCGCUGCUCAACUAAAUGAAGCCGACAGUCUGAGACUGAUAAGUGCGGCCUCGAUGGCCUAUCUAGUGCAGUUAAGGAAACUUCGAGAAGAUCUGGCUACAGCUCGGGCGGAAAGGGAUGAGGUGUUGUUCGAGGUGGUUACCCUCGAGGAGAAGGCUCGCCAAGUUCAAGCUAAGGAGGCUGAGAUUGCCAAGGUGCAGGCUAAAUAUGACGAGUUGGAUGAGAAGAUGAAGUCGUUUGCUAGAGGGAUGGCUGUAGCUCUCGAAGAGAUGAACUUGGUUGUCACGAAGUGCGGAGUGCACCGAGUUGGCGUGGCAGGGUUGAAGAGGCCGAUUAAGGCUAAAUGGUUGAAGCAGCUCCUGAUGAAGCACUCGAAGAAAACCAUGCACGAAGCCAUGGUGAAGGUCUUGACAAAGUUGAGUCUCGAGCAGCUACCUCUGUGGAGAGCUUUAACCGGUGCCAUGGCGAAAAUGAGUUCUCCUACGGAGAUCGCCUUGUUCCCGGGUGAUGUUCCUGUUAUCCUGGCCAAGGGUCCAAGUGAGGAAGACCCUAUACCCGAUGUACCCGAUGAGUACAUGGAUAUCGAGCUCGAGGACGCCGAUGAAGCCACCGAGGAGGACGUUGCUGAUACCGGCCAUUCUGGUGUCCAGAGAACUGUCGAGGACACCUCCCAGGACCCUUCCAAGGACCCCUCUCCAGGCAGUGAUGCUGAAAGUUGGACCGUCCACCGUGUUCACCUCAUGGUGUUGUCGGAGGAGCAAUCGAGGGAGUUCCCAUUAUAUUCUAUGAUUAGCGGGAUUCUGAGAAGUCGUGCCGAUGUGCACAGCCUCGAGACGGUGGCACAUUUAGAGAAUGACCUACUCGAUGCAAUGAGGACGCACAAUGUAAAGGUUAACCAGCAUCUCAUAAACGAGAUUAAAGGACUCCGCGAUGCAGCGUCGAGAUGUCCAAAGUUUGAAAGACCACAGUGA